GGGGUCUCUAUACAGUUUGAAAAACUCAGUAGCAGAAGAAUAGAGUCGGUGGACAGAACCUACACACCAGUCAAGUAUGGCGACAUUUGAUUAUUUAGUCAGAAAUAUAUGAUAGGCCGUGCUGGUUAUUCUAAACGUUAGCUGGGCAAAAAAGUCAUUCAGCUUGCUAGUUAGUUAGCACUGCAGCAAAAGAACGCUGAUGAGACGACACUCGUAACUGCGUCGUUAACUAACCUAACGUUAGCUUGCUAUGCAGCUAACGUUAGGCGCUAACAUUAUUAGCAAAUAUAACGUUACCCAUAUGUGUUAAUGGCUAGUUAUCUAGCUGUCUGAAUUCGACAGUUAUGUCUAGGUCAUAGGAUCUCGGGGCUAGCCAAUGCAAACGUAGCUAACUACUGUUAACUAGCCUAGCCAACUACUGUAACUUGUUUAGCUAACGUCAUGACAACACCCUGGGUUAGAGUGGCUUGCUAGCGCGAAGCAAAAUGCCAGAUACGACGUGCAUUUGAGUGUUUCAAGUAACGUAUUUUGUUUACUACCUUCUACUUAGCUAGCUAAUUACCGUCCUCUCGAAUUCUGUUCUUCCAGUAAGUUACAAGUAUGGCCUCUCAAAAUAUGGACCCUGCAGCAGCCUCAUCCACAGCCGCGCUGAAAGGCAAUGAGACCGGUGGGAGUGCAGCAAAGGGCUCAGUCACUAAAAGGUUUGUGUAGUUAUCGUCAUUUACAUUUUAGUCAUUUAGCACACCAUCUUAUCCAGAGCGACUUAGUUAGCCAUCUUAAGAUUCAUGCACUAGGUGGGACAACUACAUCUGUCAAAAGUACAUUUUUCCUCAAAGUAGCUAUCAGCAAAGUCCGUGUUAGUGGUGGGGGAGUCAAAUGGGAGUGUUAGUUCACGAAAGGCAAUAUUUUAUGUGGGGGUGCAGUGGAGUUAUUUAGGAUACUCUUUCUUUGAAGAAGUAGGGUUUUCGGGAAACUGGGCAGGGACUCUGCUGUCCUAGGUUCAAGGAGAAGCUGGUUUCACCAUUGGGGUGCCAGGACAGAAGCACUUUAAAUGGGCUAAGCAGGAGCUGUCCUCUUGUAGGGUUUGGGGUGGCAGAAGCGACAUACAUGAGCAAUUAGGGUUAAGUGCCUUGCUCAAGGGCACGUCGGCAUGUUUUUCACUUAGUUGGCUCGGGAAUUCAAACCAGCAACAUUUCGGUUACUGGCCCAACACUCUUAAACGCUAGGCUACCUCGAAUACUCGAGAUUUAUUCCCCGAUUACUUUUAUACUAAGGCUGGGUCUUAACAAAUGGUCCAAGAGAAAUUUCCAAGGCAAGUUUCAUAAAUACCCUUUAGCUGUUAAGUGAACCAAACAGUAUUGUUCUGUAACAUAGCCUACAUUUCAUCUGACGUAAGAUGGGUGAUUGGUACUACUUACAUUGGGAGUUAACUUUGUGUAAUGACAAGCCUUAGGCUUACAUUUUAAACUUUUAUAUUUUUUACACCCUAGACUUCAACAAGAGCUGAUGACACUAAUGGUAAGUGUUCUCCAUGUAGCGCUAUGUCCUUCUAAUCACAAUUUGAGAUCAAUUGAUCUCUUUUGGAAAACAGCUAUUUCUUUUAGAUCUGAAGGUUAUUUCUUGCACGUCAUAUAGAUGUCUGGACAUAAGGGGAUCUCGGCUUUCCCGGAGUCUGACAACCUUUUUAAGUGGAUCGGAACGAUAGACGGAGCUCAGGGAACAGUAAGUUAAGUUUUCUUUCUACUCCUCCAUGAAAAGUGCAGCCUUGGCAGUGGCUCAGAUUGUAAGACCAGUAAUGUAGAUGGUGUGUAACCCUGCUUGGGCUAGGCAAACCGAGCGUGUGUGCUCGCGUACUCCCUUAAAAGACCUUUGCUUGAAAAACGAGAAAAAAAGUGGCAAUAGUAAAUUUUGUCCCUCUUUAGACGCUGUAGCCACUUCCUCAAAAUAUAAUGAAUCUAAGAUAACUCAAAAAAUCUGUCAUUAAUUACAUUUUUGGCUGAGGAGAUCUUAGUUGCACAAUUUUACAUCUAUCUAAGAUGUUUGGUGCAGGGCCCCCCAAGUGGCACAGCGGUCUAAGGCACUGCAUCACCGUGCUAGAGGCGUCACUACAGAUCUGGGUUCGAUCCCGGGCUGUGUCACAGCCGGCCGUGACCAGGAGACCCAUGAGGCGGUGCACAAUUGGCCCUGCGUCGUCCGGGUUAGUGGAGGGUUUGGUCGGCUGGGAUGUCCAUGUCCCAUCGCACUCUAGCGACUCCUUGUGGCGGUCGGGCGCAUGCACGCUGAAUUCGGUCGCCAACUGCCAGUGUUUCCUCCGACACAUUGGUGCGGCUGGCUUCCAGGUUAAGCAAGCAGUGCGGCUUGGCGGGGUCGUGUUUCAGAGGACGCAUGGCUCUCGACCUUCGCCUCCGAAGUCCGUACGAGAGUUGCAGCGACGGGACAAGACUGUAACUACCAAUUAGAUAUCACGAAAAAGGGGCGAAAAGUCCCAACAAAAGAAAAUGUUUGGUGCUGUGUUUCUCAAGUGAAAAAAUGUGUAUGAAAACGAGUUCUCUCUUGUUGAAUGACCCAAAAAUAUGUGUGUGCACGAACAGCCGAACAAACCCUUGCCGACGACCAAAAUGUCGUCAGAAUAUAUGCAUGAACUGUUUUGGAUGUGAAUUAUAUGGACGUUUUAACAAGAUCCACAUGUCUUCCAUCAACAUUCAAAUGCUCGCCUUGAUUAGCUUUUGUACAGUAAAAAAAAAAGUAUGGUGAAGAAUGUGUCAGCGUUCUUGCAUCUCUCAAUCUCUUAGGUUUACGAAGGCCUGAGGUACAAGCUGUCGUUGGAGUUCCCUAGUGGCUACCCUUACAAAGCCCCACGCGUGAAGUUCAUCACGUCCUGUUUCCACCCCAACGUCGACGAUCAGGGCUUCAUCUGUCUGGAUAUCUUGAAAGACAAAUGGUCAGCUCUGUAUGACGUGCGCUCCAUCCUGCUGUCCAUACAGAGUUUAUUAGGAGGUAGGGUGUCUUUUACUAGGAGGUGGGGUCAUUGUCGCCCAACCAUUUACAUAAGGGGGCCUGAUCAGAUUUAUGAACACACUGAGAUCAAAUCACUGUCACAGUUUUUGAGGUUGUGUGCCACUGUCAAAUUUGUUGCCGACCUUGUACCAAAAUCUGUCUUGUCCAGAGCCCAACAAUGAGAGUCCCUUGAACACUGCUGCUGCUGAGCUUUGGGAUAACCAGGAAGGUUAGUAGAUGGACAAAUAUCUGUCCCAAUGGCACCCACACAUUUUGACCAGCACCCAUAGGUCAUUUGUGACGCACCCUGUAAAUACUCAUGUCAUGAAUCAAAUAGUUUUGUUAAACUUGUACGGCAGUAAAAAGGUGUCUUUCUUACAGCCUUCAAAGCCCAUUUGAACUCUACCUACAAGAACUGACCCAAGAUCCUACAAUCCUGCAAUUUAUUUGAUUUCUAAGUGUAUUUCUUUCUCUUCUAAUUAUGUACAUUUUAAAUACUGGGUAUGUCUGUACAAUAUUUUUAUGUUUGUAUGAACUAUAUGUGAAUAAAGAUUUCUAGGUAUGUUUAA
Messenger RNA from Coregonus sp. 'balchen', 3566 nucleotides. NCBI's taxonomy places the organism in Eukaryota, Metazoa, Chordata, Actinopteri, Salmoniformes, Salmonidae. The record is from the annotation of a GenBank genome assembly.